Pimephales promelas (fathead minnow) is the source of this 2522-nucleotide messenger RNA. RefSeq names its product lipase maturation factor 1 (gene lmf1). The record is from RefSeq and is a predicted model, not a curated record. Gene Ontology annotation, cellular component: endoplasmic reticulum membrane. NCBI's taxonomy places the organism in Eukaryota, Metazoa, Chordata, Actinopteri, Cypriniformes, Leuciscidae. Gene Ontology annotation, biological process: protein maturation.
CAUUUCGAAAACAUGGCGUCCUCCUGUGAGAACCCUGAGAACACCGAAAGUUUCCUAAGAAAGCGACGUGGAAACCCGCUCGUUUCAGACAGUCUUUCACACGACAGAUGCAGCGAGACAGCGCAAGACGAAGACGCUAACAAAUAUGAGAAGACAGUGUGUGUAUCGAUACAGACCGGGACCUACUGGCUCACGCGCAUCGCGCUCCUGCGAGCCAUUGCUUUCAUCUACUUGGUUGCUUUCACUGUGGCUUACAACCAGAACAAACAGCUGAUUGGAGAAAAAGGCCUGAUGCCCUGCAAGGAUUACCUGAGGAGUGUCAAGCGAUAUGUGGGGGGCAAGAUUGGCGCCGCGGCCCUGGCAUACACUCCCUCAGUCCUCUGGCUCAUGGACUGGACUGACAUGGAUGCCAACCUGGAUGGCAUCGCUCUGGCAGGAAUGGCACUUUCAGGGUUCGUCCUGUUCAUGGGAAGUGCCAAUAUGAUCAUUAUGGGAACACUGUGGAUCCUGUACCAUUCUAUUGUGAAUGUUGGACAGCUUUGGUACUCUUUUGGGUGGGAAAGCCAGCUUCUGGAAACCGGUUUCCUCGGGAUCUUCUUGUGUCCGCUGUGGAGUUUGUCCCAGAUGCCUCGUCUCUGCCCGCCUUCACGGAUCAGCAUCUGGACCUUUCGCUGGCUCAUCGUCCGCAUCAUGCUGGGAGCGGGUUUGAUCAAGAUUCGAGGCGACCGCUGCUGGACGGAUCUCACAUGCAUGGACUAUCAUUAUGAGACGCAGCCGGUCCCGAACCCCGUGUCCUAUUACAUGCAUCAUUCGCCCUGGUGGAUCCAUCGCUUCGAGACUCUCAGCAAUCACUUCAUCGAGCUCGUCGUGCCCUUCUUCACCUUCAUGGGCCGCCGGAUGUGUCUGGUCAACGGCGUCCUGCAGAUCCUCUUCCAGGUUGUUCUGAUCAUAAGUGGGAAUCUGAGUUUCCUGAACUGGCUGACUAUAGUUCCCAGUCUGGCCUGUUUCGAUGACGCUGCUUUGGCUUUUCUCUUCCGCCGUUCUGGAGGAGCCAGAAAGACUUUACUGAAGAUUCAGAGCGAAGAAGCUGCGGGUCACGGGCCGCCGGCCACCAGAGGUGUGUUGAUCAGACGUGUGCUGAACGUGUCUGUGGGUCUCCUGAUAGCGUAUCUGAGUGUCCCGGUGGUGAUGAACCUGCUGAGCUCCAGACAGGUGAUGAACACCUCGUUUGACCCGCUGAGGAUCGUCAACACGUACGGAGCCUUCGGCAGCAUCACGAAGGAGCGAACGGAGGUGGUGUUUCAGGGAACGAUGAGCGUAAACCACACCGGAGAGGACGUGAUCUGGGAAGAGUACGAGUUCCUGUGCAAACCUGGAGCUCUGGAUCGAAGACCGUGCCUCAUCUCACCGUAUCACUACCGACUGGACUGGCUCAUGUGGUUCGCUGCUUUACAGACGUACGAGCAGAGCGAGUGGGUGAUUCACAUCGCAGGUCGACUGUUGGCAAACGACUCCACGAUUCUUUCCCUAAUGGCGCACAAUCCAUUCCAGGACAGAGAGAAACCCCGGUGGGUUCGAGGAGAGCAUUUUCGCUAUAAAUUCACACGUCCCGGCAGUAUCAGCGCCGCUCAGGGGAAAUGGUGGAUCCGGAAGCGUAUCGGACCUUACUUCCCCCCCGUCAGCCUGGACGGCCUCAGGAACUACUUCCAGUCCAGGAACUGGCCUCUACCGGACUCUGAGUAAACCGCCUUCACACACACGACUUUUUUGUAUGUCACACACUGAAGUAUGUCAUCUCUAAAGAAAUGCUGUGUUUUUUUAACCCAGUUUUGGGUCAAAUAUGCGGACAAACCCAAACGUUGGGUUAAAAAAUGUAACCCAACGGCUGGGUUUUUCCAUAUUUGACCCAAAAUUGGGUUAAAACAACCCAGCAUUUUUUUUUAGCGUACUGGGCUUGAUAAAACGGUGCCAAAGAUGAACUGUUUGUAUGUUUUUACGUUUUCUCAGGUAAACAUUACUCUUCAGUCAGAAGAUAUAUAUCAAAUAUCUUCAUAUCAAAAACAUACGCACACAACAUACAAAAAUAUGCCCAUACAUACUCAAUACAGUCGUGUUUGCCGUACUCAUCAGAAAUGUAAACAUUUUUUGUUUGUUUUUUGACAAAUAAAGAAGAACUAUGUACAUAUUAGGGGGUAGUCUUUAAUAAAAUCAAGUCUUUUGAGAUGUUGGUCCAUUUUUCCCAGCACAAAGCAAAUUAUUUCAGUUUAUGAUUUAAAAAUGCUGUUGUGUUCUCUAAUUUGUAAAUGUCCAUUGUGAUUUCCGUCCAUGCAUUUAGAUGCUCUCGUUACAGCCAUCUUGUUAACAGCCUCCAGCGGUAUACUCAUUAAAUAUGAAUGAACAUGGUAAUGAUUUGCAUUUUGGUUUCUCCAGCAUUACUUCACAUUAGAGACUGAUAUUAAUAUGAUAUUGUACAUGCGAUGGUAAUGUUGAACAUUAAAUAAAAUAAUGCAAACCAGCUGAGA